AAUAUAACUUAAUUCUUGAUAAAGAUGCCCGAACUUACCGAAAUCAAGAACGAGGCUGCGCCCUCCACCUCCGCGGAGGCGAAACCCGAGGAUGUGCGCGUCGAGGACGACGGCAGCGAUAGCGACUCGGAUGGCGGUAUGCCCGGUCUGGAGGAGGCUGGAGCGGCCACCACCCAGCUGGGAGGCGGUGCCACCGGUCUGCCCAUCGACCUGGUGUCCAAGGCCAAGCAGUCGCGCGGCGAGAAGAAGGCCAGGAAGAUCAUGCUCAAGCUGGGCCUCAAGCAGAUCCAGGGCGUCAACCGGGUGACGAUCAGGAAGUCGAAGAACAUCCUGUUCGUGAUCAACAACCCCGAUGUGUACAAGAACCCUCACAGCGACACCUACAUCGUGUUCGGCGAGGCCAAGAUCGAGGAUCUGUCGCAGCAGGCCCAGGUGGCUGCCGCUGAGAAGUUCAAGGCCCCGGAGGCGGCUGGUGCUGCCGACAGCGUUGGAGCCACCACAUCGGUGGCCCCCAUUGCCGAGGAGGACGAAGAGGAGGUGGAUGACACCGGCGUGGACGAAAAGGACAUUGAGUUGGUCAUCACGCAGGCCAACACGACGAGGGCGAAGGCCAUCAAGGCACUCAAGAACAACAGCAACGACAUAGUCAACGCCAUUAUGGAGCUGACCAUGCUUUAGAGAAGGCUACAGCUGUUGCUGAACUCCUCAUUUUGUUGUUUACCCGCCUUUCGAUACACUACUACUGACCCAAAUGUUGUGCAUGCCCCACGUGGGGGCAGCAUGUUCACCAGUCGAACAUUUAAUUUUAUUUCAAAUGAUUAUUGAAUCAAAUAAAAGUGGAAUUCUUUCAGAUA
This is a messenger RNA of Drosophila elegans, 854 nucleotides long. It is a transcript of the gene Nacalpha, whose product is annotated as nascent polypeptide-associated complex subunit alpha. The record is from RefSeq and is a predicted model, not a curated record. The coding region runs from base 25 to 678 and encodes 217 amino acids. Gene Ontology annotation, biological process: protein targeting to membrane. Gene Ontology annotation, cellular component: cytoplasm; nascent polypeptide-associated complex. The transcript has 2 exons. NCBI's taxonomy places the organism in Eukaryota, Metazoa, Arthropoda, Insecta, Diptera, Drosophilidae.